UCUUGAGGUUCUAUAGCGGGGAGCUCAUCAUCGAGGUUCCCUCUCUCUGAAUUUUAUUUCGACAAAAUCUUCAUUCGUCGCAGUUGAAUCGUCCAAAAAAAAAAAAAACUCAAAUUGUACGGUAGAAAAGCCUUAAACCCUCUCUUGCUCAAGUCUCCGACGAUAAUCUCUCUUCGUUUUUUGAUCAGAUCAUCGAAUACUUAGGUGCUUAUUUAAAAAUGGAGUUGAUUGCCAUGGCGUUGGUUAUUGCCUUAAUCCUAUUCGGAUCACUUCUUUUCUUCCCAAGAUUAUCGAAAAAAGUUGUAGGUGCAACUACAAGUAGCAACACAAAGCUCAGUACAGAGGGAGUAAAGACUUACACAAAGGGAGAGGUUUCUAUGCAUAAUACAAGAGAUGAUUGCUGGAUAAUUGUCAAAGGCAAGGUGUAUGAUGUUACUCCAUACGUAUUUGAACACCCUGGUGGAGAUGCUAUAUUAAACAAUGCAGGAGGUGAUUCGACUGAGGGAUUUUAUGGGCCACAACAUGCGACUAGGGUCUUUGACAUGGUUGAUGAAUUCUAUAUUGGAGACCUGAAAUCUUGAUGUUGAAGAUGUCUCGACUCUGGGAGUUAUUGGGAAAGGUCCACAGCCCUGCACCAAUUUCUACAGAUAAGCAAAGCUUGGCUGGAGUUUCCUAUUCAAAUCUAUUUGUUAUUUGCUUAGUUAUAACUUGUUCUUGUAGUGUUGUACUGCUCCAUAUCUCAGAUUCAUUGAAGGGUGGUAGUUAAUAAUUAGCAUAAUAUGAAAUAUGGAUUUGGACAGAUCUCAUUGUUUUUGACUGGCAGUCUAGGUACUAAAUAAGAAUUUGGAUGUUGUUUAAGACUUUAUUAAGUCUUACUAUGAAGAUGAAUUAGUAAAGUACUGGUAUGAAAAGAAUUUUUGAUGGAA
Asparagus officinalis (garden asparagus) is the source of this 926-nucleotide messenger RNA. RefSeq names its product cytochrome B5-like protein. Bases 219 to 581 code for a protein of 120 amino acids. The transcript has 6 exons. Gene Ontology annotation, molecular function: heme binding. The record is from RefSeq and is a predicted model, not a curated record. NCBI's taxonomy places the organism in Eukaryota, Viridiplantae, Streptophyta, Magnoliopsida, Asparagales, Asparagaceae. Gene Ontology annotation, cellular component: membrane; intracellular membrane-bounded organelle.